AUGACGUGCGGAUGCAACUCAAUGGAGCCGCCGCCGCCGUUCGAACUCCCACCGCCGCCGGAUCCUUCCCUUAUCUGGCACCUCGUCUCCGAGGAACCUUUCCAACAGGUAUCUAAUCGGACCAACCUAAUGAAUUAUCAAUGUUACAUGUUUUGUAAUUUCUCAAAAAUGAGUGGUAGGAAUGAAAGAUCAGCGAACUUCUCAAUGUGCUGGGAAAGGCUUUAGUGGCAUCUUAAGUGGCUCCUCAAGGACAAUUUGGAAAGGACCACUAAAGUGGUUACUAAUAAAACCUCUACGGAAGCUACUAUUUUGCGUCUUAGUGGUCACUAUAGUAGUUUUUAGUGGUCCAGUAGUCACAAUCGGACCCCUGAAGGGGCCACUACGUUUUAGUCACGAGUGGCCACUGAAAGUUUUUACGGAAUGGCUUCUAAAUCUCCCUAUACCUUUUAUUCAAAGCUGAAGAACAAAUUGAGCGGCCCAAACGUCAUAGAUAACUCAUUUCGUGGCUCGGCGGGGUGUUAGAAGCAUAGCUCUCCUGGGAGCUGCACCAGCUCCAAAUGAAUUUGUCUCGACACGUUUCGGCGUUUGUCUUCUCCUCCUCCUUCCUCCAGGGCCAACAAGUCUCACCACACAAAUUCGAAUGCAAAUUUCUUGAAUGAAAUUCGCCGGGCGACGCAUUGUGAUUCAAAUUUUGUUUCAAUUUUGCGCAACUUCUUUGGAAAUUAACUCUGGUUGAGUCGGAAGUUUUUUAAUUCUUUCCCCAAUCUUGAACUUUGAUGACUGAGAAAUUCUAAGUUUAAAAGGCCCAAAAAAGGCAUGAUGAGAAAUUAGUUCUCGAACCUGAACUUAUAAAAAAUACACCCUAUGGAUCUCGUAAUUUUGAAGAAAAUAGAUCUCAGCGAAAGGAAAAACUUGGAUCACCUCAAAUAAAUAAAACCGAAAAUGGACAGUCGUAAAGAUGACGAACAAUUGCCGCGUUAAGUGCAUUCUCAAGAAUAUUUCUCAUGUCGAGAAGAUUUUCGAGUCAAGUUAUUCAAUAAAGAGAAACAGAUGAAUGGGCUUUCGAGGAAGGAGCACAAAUUGUUGUCGUGCCGUCCCUAAAUAUGUAUUAAUUGAAUUUGUCGGUGCGCACAUCGCCGUCGCUUUUUAGGCCGUGGCAAGAAGAAACGGCCAAGAAAUAUGGAAAAUCCGUUUGAUGAAAACAUUUAUAACAAUUCACAUAUUUAUCAUUUGAAAUCAAAUUAAAUCUUAGGAAAGCCAGAGUGAUCCCUAUAGGAGUUUGAGGAAAAAAAGCCCUUAUAAUGAAUAAAAAAAUGUCUUUAUAAGGUUAGAGUCUAGGUUCUUUUUCAAAGUAGGUUUAAAAACCCUUAAGGAUUUUUCAUUUUUUUUUGUUCAGAAUUGAAAAUCAAAAUGAAAAAAAUCAAUCAAAUAUCCUCUGUUCAUAUUUUUCAUUAAAGUCAAUUCAUUGAAAUUUUUUUCCACUUUUUCUAAUUUUUUUGGCCCUUAUAGGGAGAGGCAAAGAGGUCCUUCUAGGAAAAAAAAACAAGACCUCUAAUAUUGUAUCUGUAGGGUUCGCUUUCGAGUUCCAGAGGCCCUUACAAAAAUAGGAACAGCGAAUCCCAGCAUUGUCAGUUGACUCGGUAGUAAUGAGAUGAAGAAGGAUUGAGUGGUGGUGUCGGAAUGCAAAUUAUCCACCCUCUGCGAAAUAGGCCACUUGAUGGCACGGUCGUUAUGCAAAUAGCAAAUCCAUUUUUUUUUCUUUCCUGAUCUUGCUCCGCUACAUGAAUCUAUGUGUAACAGAAUUAAAGGACUUAAUCUUUUUUUUUCGAUUUCUGAACCAAAAAAAAAAUCUAAUUUAUUCUAUACUUUAAAGAACUUAGUUCCCAUUGCUCUAACCUCAACAUUUCGAUUAGAAGAAUUUUUAAUCGAGUCUCUUCUUUUCGCAGACCGUUUUACCGACCUUAUCGGUUUUUGUCUCACGCUAAGGUUGAUUGAAGUUUGAAUUCAUUGAAUCUCAUCGUAAAAAUUCCGACACGUUGGAAGCCAGUACUUACAGGCGGAGGAAUGCAAAAACGACGCUUUCCUGUCGAUCCUGGACAUUGGCGAGAAGGGUUUCGACAACUCCAAGGCGAUCGUCAGCGGCUCUCUGAUCGCUCUUGCCGUUCUGUCCGUCCUGCUUCUGGUGUCUCUCAUUUGCUGCCUCGUUCGACGGAUAAGGAGGUAAAGAGUUUUCGAUGUUCGCCGGUAGUUGAAAAACGUUCAAAAAUGUUAUGCUUUUCGUCCCAAACUAAGCAAAACUUUUUGUGGCUAUACUGAAACGAACCAGCCAAUCGAUCAUGACACAAGGUUAAUUAAAUGAAUCGAGAAGAGGGUGGCGGCUGUAGUUGGCAUGUCUUUUGUGCUCGGCUGCCAAUGAUUUGGCUUGAGAGGGGGGAAUAUUAGGGCGGAUGGCGACCGUAAUCGAUCUUCAUAAUGAACGCUUGUCAGAAACAGAGCACAGGCUCUAGGAAAUGAAUCUCAUUGGAAACAAUCUCUUUCUGUUUCAUCGGAAAUGUUUUCCAAGGACAAUGAAGAUUGGCUUUCAAAAAAAAAAUUAGAGAAACUUUUCCAUAUACGGCUGUUUUUCUUUCUUUUUGUCGUAGUUUAUUUCAAACGUCACCUGGUUGACCUCAUAACGCUGCCCGAUUUACAAUGGUAGCAGCAGCAAAAAACGAAAAGAAAAGAAAAGAAACAACAGUUGUUGUUCGAGCAGUCCCUAAUCGUAAAUCUUGACGGCGUGCGAGGUGAUCAGAACGCCAGGGAGGCCAGUCUACCGUAUAUCAUCGUUUAGGAUUGUAAAAAGCCAUAUUCCAUCCACACGCCGGAUGCUCUGCUUUUUUCACUAAAUCGGGGGGACGUUUUUUCCCUCUCUCAUUAGACUUUGUCUUUUUAGAAUCCCUUAUUUUAUGUGACGUCCCAAAUUUUCCCCCAAUUCUAUUUCUAAGCAGUGAAAGAAGGCUUUGAUUCGCUUGUCCCUCGACCAUAAACAAGCCGUCUUGAGGCCGGCGGCCCGGUCAAGUGUUGAUUAGCCCGUUAAUAUCGCCUCGUUCAAUUUUUCGACGUUCCGCUUUGUUGGAAAACAAGAACAACCAAAGAGUCUAUGACGAUAUUUGCUAGAAGAAUGUCCAAAGUACGCCACGGUGGUCCCUAGAGGAGUUAGGAAAAAAAAACAGGCCUUUUUGGUACCUAUAAAGGUUUAUGGUCUGAUUCCAAGGCCUACUACAGGGUUUUAGAUGUAACCCUUAAGCUUAAUAGACACCUAGAGGGAUCUUUUAGUUUUUUGUUCACAUUUUGAAGUUAAAAAAAGCUUGACAAUCCUUUCUUGAUACUUUUAAUUUUAAAAAAAAACUGUUUUAUUGACUUUUCCUCAUGGAAUUUCAUUACAAUGAACAGCUAGCCUGUUUCCCUAGAGUGGCCACUAGCUGAAACCUUGGCCACUUUUGCAAGCUUCAUUGCCCCCAUGAGGGACCUUCAAGUGCCCCUAAAGUUGCACUCUGACGUUCUUCAGUUAUCUCUUAAUUUCUUAAAACUUUCAGCAAAAAAUGCUCUAAGAGUUUUGAGGAGCAAAAUUUGAAUUUUGGAGCACUUCAUAGAAAGUUUCGUCCAGAAGCGCACCACAUUUCCGUCUUCAGCAUUGUGUAGAAUUGGCGCGAAAAGUGGCACGCAAUAAUUCACUUUUGACGCCAAAAUGCUGCACUUCAUCAGACCCUAUAAUUUUCUUGUCCUUCUGAACAUCUUGAAUAAUUUGAAGCUGCAAGGAGCAUUUAGAGUAUUUUCCGAAAGAUUCAAAAGUAAUAACAGGAGAAAAGAUUCUCUAAUUAAAAACAAUUUUCAGGAAAAUGAUCGCGAACCCCGCUACCAAGACGAUCUCUUCCGACGCCAUUUUGGUUUCCGGCGAGAACCUCUGGACGUACAACUCCAUGAAAACGUCGAGAAAUGUAAGAAUCCUUUAAGAAAAAUAAAGAAACUACUUUUCUCAAUAUACAGGGGUCGAUGGGCGUUUUGAUGUACACGAACAGCUCGAAUGCCGGCAGUCGGCAUUUCCAACAUACGCCGGCAACCAUCAGGUACCUAUAAGAACAACUUCAGUUAUUGGUUGCAAACAGACACGAUGAAACAGCUUUUUCUUGCUUUGUGAAAAAAAGUUACAUCAAAAUUAGAGAGCUGAGUCCGAAUAAAAUAUAAGAUUUUUUCGCGCGUUUUCUGUAGUUUCCCUUGAUACUCGCUCCGAAAAAAAUACCUCGAAAGUCUCAACCUCUUCGAUUAAAUCACUUUUGAGAGCCUAAAUUUUCAACCCUGGGGCGAAAACUGCAGAUCUGUUCAAAACUUGUGUUGUAGGUUAUCCUAGGUAUGAGUACUAUAAAAUAAAUAGAAUUAUCUGCAAAGCGCCAUUAAAUACUGAGGGUGUGAAAAUAAAGGCUUAGAAACUGAUUUCGUUGCGUUUUUGGUUUCUCAAAAAACUUCUGCGGUUCACUUUAUUAUAGAAAAACGAGAAAGAUACAUUUUCUGACGAAAAUCCAGAAGUUGACCUUUUUCUGUAAACUCUCGACGGGCUGCUUUCCAUUCCAAGAUGGUUUUUCAUUGUUCUCGAGUACUCGUACCUAGGACUACCUACUGGGAAGAACUCUAGUGGUCCCUUAAAAGGUUCCUCAAGGACUAUUUGGAGAGGACACUAAAGGGGCCACUAAAACCACCUUCUGUGUGAUUUUUAAAGAGGUCACUUAAUUUAAGUCCCUGAGCACUAGUUCGACUGUUUUAGUAAAAUCCUAAAGUAGCCAUUUUGCCAGUUAACCGAAUGUUUGGACCAGAUCUGCGAUGUUCGCUACACAUACUGCCGUUGUCGACAUUUAGAGAUUUUUUCAUGAUAACUUUUCAGAUCGUACAUCAGUGGCACCCCGAUAAUGUCGCACUCCCUGCGGCACUCGGAGUCGACGACUCUUCGGCUUCAUCCGAACGACGCUUCGGCCGCCUACCACACUGUCGGACGUCACCUUCAGAGCCCGCCCUCUGAACACUACGAAGAGAUUCCGGCAUUAGGUUGGUUUGGAAGAUAUAAUAAGGCCGAAAUGGGAGGUCAUUUCAACUUUCCGAUGGAAGUUUCCUGGAAGUUGCUCAGAAGGUUUCUUAAAGUACCAGAAGAAGUUCCUGAGAGUGACGGUGUAGACUUUGAAUAUCUUCAUCCGAUACAUCAAAAAGUUCAAUUUUUCGGAAAAAAAAAAUUAUCUUCUUAGGAUACCGCUUUUCUCUGACACAAAAAGGUUUAAAAGUCAAAAUUGAAGAUCAAGUAGACUUGAAUAUCCCAAAUUGUUGAACUAAAAGAAAUAUUGAAAAAUUUUUGAAGUCUGAGCUCUGAGUCGAAAAAAAAAAGAAAAAAAAAACGGAGGAAAGAAACGCCGAAACUGCUUCUUUUAGAACCAUCUGGUGCCCUCAAGAAUCCAUGGUUCUCGAAAUAUCAAUUUACAAUUUACAAUUUAUUCAGUCUUCAGAGUCAGAUGUAUAAAAAAUCUCUGCUGAAUCAUGGUAUAAUCGAAGAGCUAGUCGUCGGCGCGGGUUACGGUCCACAAUAUUUGUUCAAUAAGUGCCGGCGUGACAGCUAGCGUUGGGAAAUACUGUAAGCCCGUUGGUAGUACCAGCGAAUAAACUGCUUCACCAUGUUGGAACAGUACAGCGCCCAGCUUGUCCAGGGCUGACGGGCGUCGGAAUAUUAUCCCAUGAGAGAGCGGCAAUCAGAAUCGACGUGGUGAAAUGAAAUAAUAAAUUUUUUUAAAUCAAUUUUUUUGUCACUCAAACUUUAAAAAGUUCUCAUAUUUCGGCCCAAAAAAGUUUUCAAAAAUAAUUAAAAAUCGACUCAGGAUCUCUGGGCUACAUGCCAGCACGAGGUGUUCCGACUGCCACUACGUCCUACGGUAGAAAGUCGCUGCGAAAGCCGCCGCCGUCGAGUCGACCGCCACCGCCGCCCGUUAAGACGCCAUACUCACCCCCCGGCAGCGACUGCAGCAGCGACAAAGAGCUCACUGGGUACACAGACGAGACUAUCCGAUUUCAUCCUUCAAAAAGUCUUUCCAGAAUAUCAUCGACGGAUUCGCCGCCUCUCCGGAAAUGGGAAGAAGCCGAGUCGUCGAGGUCACGUCAGUCGGGCGACAAUGGCCGUGAGAGUGGCUAUGGUACAACGCCCAGCCUGCAGUGGAGAAGCCCCUCGGGCAGCGCCCGGUACCCUUCCGAAGGACGAAACCGUUUCACUUACAGUACUCUUUUUAGGGAUGCCGAACUCGGCGCUUCGAAGGGCUUCGAACUGUCAAACGCUCCCCACUCUCAAUCAAUGACCUACGUGUAA
Caenorhabditis auriculariae is the source of this 6373-nucleotide messenger RNA. NCBI's taxonomy places the organism in Eukaryota, Metazoa, Nematoda, Chromadorea, Rhabditida, Rhabditidae. The record is from the annotation of a GenBank genome assembly.